AUGGAAUCACCAACUCCGACUUUAAAACCUUUAUUAUUUAAUUACACUAAAAAGCUUAAGGAAAUGACGAUCCUUUUGGGACAUUCUAAAAUUCUACCAAACUUCCCCGAAAACAAAAGAGCGUUAAUUGUACAAGAAACGUUCAAGAUGAUAAUGAAGCAUGCUUCAUUAAAGGAAAUGGAUAUUAAAACGACUUUUUCUUUCUUGACCAUCAAUGUACCAUAUAUUACCUUUCCUGGAGCGAACCUUUGUUUUCAAAACCUUCCCAAAUUUGUUGGGGAUUCAUCUACAAACUCCGAAUUUUGUUCUCGACUUGCCGAUAUCUACAAAGAUAUUAAGAAGUUCAAAAUGGAAAUUGCCGAAGAUAUAAAUGAAGGAAUGAGGAAUUUAGAUAAACUCAACUUGUGA
Funneliformis geosporum is the source of this 408-nucleotide messenger RNA. The record is from the annotation of a GenBank genome assembly. NCBI's taxonomy places the organism in Eukaryota, Fungi, Glomeromycota, Glomeromycetes, Glomerales, Glomeraceae.